Mizuhopecten yessoensis (Yesso scallop) is the source of this 1186-nucleotide messenger RNA. Its product is annotated as ATP-dependent Clp protease proteolytic subunit, mitochondrial-like. Gene Ontology annotation, cellular component: endopeptidase Clp complex. NCBI's taxonomy places the organism in Eukaryota, Metazoa, Mollusca, Bivalvia, Pectinida, Pectinidae. The transcript has 6 exons. Gene Ontology annotation, molecular function: serine-type endopeptidase activity; ATP-dependent peptidase activity; ATPase binding. The record is from RefSeq and is a predicted model, not a curated record. Gene Ontology annotation, biological process: protein quality control for misfolded or incompletely synthesized proteins. The coding region runs from base 29 to 697 and encodes 222 amino acids.
AGCAGAAUUUGACGCAACAUCUUCCGAAAUGGCACUGCUGCAGAGAUGUCUGCGUUUCGUGCCCAGGAAUAUACAAACACGAAUGAUCCACCAUACAAGGAGUAGAAAAACCUAUAGUCACGCUCGUGCAGAUGAAACUCCACCCGAAACCAACAUCUAUGCCCAUUUACUCCAGCAAAGGAUCAUUUGCAUCAUGACACCUAUAUGUGAUGUCGUGGCAGGAAGCAUCAUAGCCCAGAUCCUAUACUUACAGGCUGCUAACACCAAACAAACUAUCCACAUGUAUAUCAACUGUGCAGGUGGAAGAGUCUCAUCAACACUGGGUAUAUACGACACCAUGCAGUUCGUCAGCAACCCAAUAGCCACAUGGUGUGUGGGCCAGGCCACAGACAUGGGUUCUCUGCUACUAGCAGCCGGAGCACCUGGGAUGAGAAACGCAUUACCCCACUCCAGGAUCACACUUAUGCAGCCUGUCAGUGGACUUAGUGGACAAGCAUCAGAUGUUGCAAUUCAAGCAGAAGAAAUCUCCAGGAUUUUGGAUCAAGUGAACAACAUAUAUGCCAAGCAUACAGGGAGAAGUCUGGAACAAAUAGAGGAAGUAAUGCAACGACAUAGAUUUAUGGACGCAGAGACUGCCAAAGACUUUGGGAUAAUUGAUAAAGUGUUAGAAUUUCCCGAAAAAAAUAUCAGUCAAUGACAAAGGUUUUUCAGUAACUUAUUCCGUCUUUGCAUAUUGCAGAGUUAUCUGCUCUUGGGAGCAGGUAUUGUUUGUUACGUCAUUUGUUUGUGAGAGUUACGUCAUCAAUAUUUGAGAAAAGGACGUAAUUUUCUCACACAAACCAAUGACGUAACAAUCAAUACCUGCUCACAAGAGAAGAUAACUCUGCAAUACGCAGACGGAAAUAAUGAAGUGAUUGCGAAAAAAACAUAAUAUCAUUGUGGGAUUGUGCUUGGAAGAAAUUCUGGAUGAAAGAGCCAAAUUUACUGGAUGGUGCAUGUGUAUAUUGUAUAUGUGGAUAUAGGACUGAGCGAUGCAUAUUUGAAUGUUCUGAAUGGUGAAUGGAUUAUAAAAUGUACUUUUUGAAAGUGUUCCAAAAACAUUGUUCUUUUUGUGCUAUAAGAACUUUUAGUUUUGUAUACACUAUGUGUUAAAGUGAAUUGAAUUAUUAAAGAUAUGUUGAAUAAU